Molecule: messenger RNA, 1902 nt
Organism: Penicillium cinerascens
Lineage: Eukaryota; Fungi; Ascomycota; Eurotiomycetes; Eurotiales; Aspergillaceae
Product: DNA-(apurinic or apyrimidinic site) lyase APN2
Exons: 7
Coding region: 1-1902 (633 amino acids)
Biological process (GO): base-excision repair
Cellular component (GO): nucleus
Molecular function (GO): DNA binding; DNA-(apurinic or apyrimidinic site) endonuclease activity; zinc ion binding
Source: RefSeq, a predicted model, not a curated record
AUGGGGUUCCGCAUCACCACGUGGAAUGUUAAUGGGAUUCGAAACCCGUUCUCUUAUGAACCAUGGAGAGGGAAUCGGACCUUCGAGUCCAUGUUUGAUAUCCUAGAAGCCGAUAUCGUGGUCUUCCAGGAAGCGAAGAUCCAGCGGAAGGAUCUCCGUGAUGACAUGGUCCUAGUGCCCGGCUGGGACUGCUACUUCAGCUUGCCCAAGUUCAAGAAGGGAUACUCUGGAGUGGUGAUAUACACGCGCAACGCCACAUGUGCACCAAUUCGUGCCGAAGAAGGCCUCACAGGCGUUCUGUGCCCGGCCAACUCAGCAGUCUCUUUUCGAGACCUGCCAGAGGAUCAGCAGAUUGGCGGGUACCCGACGUCUGAGCAGCUCACCAGGCCUGCCUUCGUGAACGAUGAGGAUGAUGACGAAGAUGGAGCGGAUGACGAGAAACCGGCACCAGAUCCCAAAAUUGAUGCCGCAACACUCGACUCUGAAGGGCGAAGCGUCAUCCUCGAGUUCCCGGCCUUUGUGCUCAUCGGUGUCUACUGCCCGGCAAACCGAGACCAAAGUCGUGAUUGUUUCCGAAUGGACUUUCUCAGUGCAUUGGAUGCUCGGGUGCGCAACCUCGUCGCUAUGGGGAAACGGGUCUUCGUGACGGGAGACAUCAACAUUGCAAAGACAGCCCUUGACUCUGCGCAUGCGCUGGAGGGUAUUCGCAAGAGGACCACGACGGAAGCAGAGUACAUCUCUGCGUCAUCGCGGAGGUUGUUCAACUCAUUGCUUUCCGACGGGGUUGUUAUUGGAACGCGUGACGAAGGCAGGGAGCAGACGGUCUUGCUCGAUAUCUGCAGAUCGUUUCAUCCGGACCGCAGUGGCAUGUACACCUGCUGGGAUACGAGGCUCAACACUCGGCCAGGGAAUUUCGGUGCCCGGAUUGACUAUGUGCUUUGUAGUUUGGACAUGCAAGAAUGGUUCUCCGACUCGAACAUCCAAGAGGGAUUGAUGGGAUCGGACCAUUGCCCCGUCUACGCAGUCUUCAAAGACCGCGUGCCUUAUCAGGGAGGGCUGACGCACAUCCGCGAUAUCAUGAACCCCCCAGGGAUGUUCAAGGACGGCGAGAGGCAGCAGGAAUACUCGUCUCGAUUCAUGUUACCAGCAUCUGGACGCUUGCUGCCGGAGUUCGAUGUUGACAAGCGGCGCAGUAUCAAGGACAUGUUUACCCGCAAGCCACCCAGCACCCUUUCACGAUCACCGUCUACAGCCAGCACACUGGAGAAGCUAGCUACAACUCCAGCUUCUGAGCCCGCCACGCCAGCGAUAGCUACUCCUAGUGAGACGCCCAAACCACCAGUGUCUUGUGAGGCCCAGGCCACAAAGGCCCCGCCUCUCAAACGAUCCCAACCACCUCCCACAGCUUCUGCCAAGCGCUCGAAACCCACACCGGCCCCGUCAACGUCCGGCCAGAAGUCGCUCAUGGGCUUCUUUAAGCCAAAGACCGGCGAUGCAGCAUCACUCAAGAAAAGCAACACAGUCCCCGAUCCCACCAUUGCUCCGGCCGCGUCACAACAACAAGAGACUACAUCCGACAACCCCUCUGCAUCAACACGCUCCCCAUCCACACAGUCCUCCCCCAGCAAACUCAGAACAGAUGAUUCAACGAUCGAUCCCAUCGUCAGCAAGGAAGACUGGACGAAGCUGUUUACUAAGAAGGCCGUGCCACGCUGCGAGAGCCACCAGGAGCCGUGCAUCAGCCUGACAACCAAGAAGCCGGGCAUGAACCGUGGCCGAGCAUUCUGGAUCUGCCCUCGACCACUGGGACCCAGCGGCGAGAAGGAGAAGGGCUCGCAAUGGCGGUGUCCGACGUUCAUCUGGGCCAGCGACUGGAACUCGAUCUCACAGUCUGAGGCCUGA